CAGGAGGUGAGUCGGCUGGUGGGAGAUGUUGCGGACUGUGGAGGUGAGAUGGCUGGAGCAGGGCAGUGGUUGGGGGAGAUGUUGCGGCAGGAGCAGGGGCUGCAGGGGGCUGCUUGCGACGAUGGCGGGGAGCAGAAGCAACGAUGGCGACUGGCGAUGGCGUUGCUUGCGGCGAUUGCGAGCUGCUUGCGCCGGGAGCGGGGAGCAGAAGCGACGAUGGCGACUAGCGAUGGCGACUGGCGGCGGCGGGACGGAAGCGCUGGGGGCCUGGGGCGAUGGUUGACGGCGGUAGGGUGGCGCCGCUCUCCCUCUGUCGUCUGUUCUACUUCUAGGUCGAAGAUGGAGAAAUAAAAAGAAAGUUAGGGUUUUGUUUGGCUGCCCAAUUCCACGAUUCCUUUUCUAUUUUUUUUUUUAGGGUAAACCAAACGGCCGAACCGCACGACCGGCUUGAGCGGCUCGAGCGGUUAACUGCUUCGGCCGCUCGCCGGCCGCUGUAUAAAACCGUGGCGGUUAA
Messenger RNA from Linum trigynum, 514 nucleotides. The record is from the annotation of a GenBank genome assembly. Lineage: Eukaryota; Viridiplantae; Streptophyta; Magnoliopsida; Malpighiales; Linaceae.